UUUCUUGCUGGACUUUCAACCUCUUCCACCUAUCAAUCCUAACAUUAACGAAAAUAAUAAAAUAGUAUGGUCUAAAAAGACAUGAUAUCAAAAAGCAAAAUACCAAGUCCCGACCCCAAUAAUGGAUUGGACUCAUUUAUAUAAAUCAUCAUCUUCGCUAAAAUAGUGGUGCAAUUUCCUUUAAGCAAUAUAUAUAACACAAUAAUUGAACUCAAUCAAGGAAGCUGGGCAUUAGCAUACGGAGAGGAAAUAUGUGGGGUUCGGGAGUAACAGCAGUAAUGCUCACAAUGGAGUUCUUGGAGGUAGCCAUGAACACUGUAAACAAAGCAGCCAUGAGUAAAGGCAUGAGUCAUUUUAUACUUGUGGUUUACUCUAACAUGCUUGCCGUUUUCUUGCUUCUUUCAUCUUCUUUCUUCUUCUACAGAAAAAGAAUCGCUCCACCGAUUACAUGGUCCAUACUGGGAAGAAUUUUUGUGCUUAGUCUGCUGUGCUGUGCCGGUCAGGUGUUUACUUACAUUGGGUUAGGAUACAGCUCCCCAACUCUGGCCUCGGCGAUGACUGAUUUAACUCCAGCUUUUACUUUCAUGCUUGGAGUCAUCUCAAGGAUGGAAAGACUGGAUUUGAGAAGCAAAAGCAGUCAGGCCAAGUCUAUUGGCACCAUGGUAUUGAUCACAGGGGGAUUAGUUGUGACAUUAUACAAAGGUCUGCCAAUUACAGGCUCUCCAUCUUCAAGUAAUAAAUUACAGAAUGAGCUGCUUCUUUUGCCUUCAUCAAAAUGGGUCAUUGGAGGAUUUUUCCUUGCAGCUCACAGUUUCAUCCUGGCACUAAUUUUUAUUAUCCAGACAUGGAUAAUCAGGGACUACCCAUCGGAGAUUCUCAUUACACUCAUUACCUGUGGAUUUGUGACCAUCCUAUCAGCUACAAUAUCUUUGAUCGCUGAGGAAGAUCCAGAUGCUUGGAGAAUAAGGCCUAAUAUUGACUUGGUAGCUAUUGGGUUCUCGGCAGUGUUUGCAGUAUCACUUCGAAGCAUUGUUCAUACAUGGGCAUGCCACAAGAAAGGGCCUGUCUAUACUUCCAUGUUUAAACCAAUUGGGAUGGUUAUAGCAGUAUUCAUGGGGGUGUCUUUUCUGGGGGAUACUCUCCAUCUUGGAAGUGUGAUAGGAGCUGUUAUUAUUGCCUUGGGGUUUUAUGCUGUGGUAUGGGGGAAAAGCCAAGAGGAGAGAACUGUUGAAGACAAAGAGAAGUGCAGCUUCGAGUCAUCUUCCCCGAAAGUCCCUCUUCUGCAGAACAAAUGCACAAAUGUAUAGCAUUUUUGCAUGAAAAUUAUACUAAAGUCUAAAUGAAACUUCACUAUACAUAGAUCAUGUCCAUUUGUUGGGCACAUAAAUAUAUGAUAAGCUUUAAUCAAGGAAAAAUAUAUACGAUUAAUUUAUUUA
Molecule: messenger RNA, 1436 nt
Organism: Hevea brasiliensis (rubber tree)
Lineage: Eukaryota; Viridiplantae; Streptophyta; Magnoliopsida; Malpighiales; Euphorbiaceae
Product: WAT1-related protein At3g28050
Exons: 7
Coding region: 252-1307 (351 amino acids)
Cellular component (GO): plasma membrane
Molecular function (GO): transmembrane transporter activity
Source: RefSeq, a predicted model, not a curated record